This is a messenger RNA of Diospyros lotus (date-plum), 2047 nucleotides long. RefSeq names its product E3 ubiquitin-protein ligase SIRP1-like. The record is from RefSeq and is a predicted model, not a curated record. Gene Ontology annotation, cellular component: cytoplasm. The transcript is spliced from 3 exons. Gene Ontology annotation, biological process: protein ubiquitination. Bases 484 to 1746 code for a protein of 420 amino acids. Gene Ontology annotation, molecular function: ubiquitin protein ligase activity. NCBI's taxonomy places the organism in Eukaryota, Viridiplantae, Streptophyta, Magnoliopsida, Ericales, Ebenaceae.
UCUCUGGAAUUUGGAGCCACCCAAUACCAACCCCAACCUCACUCAACCCAAUUCAAUUGCAGAAAAUAUUGAAAAAAAAAAAAGACCCCCCCCCCAAAAAAAAAAGUCUCCACAGUUUAACAAAAAGUCUCCUCUCCCCUCCCUCCCUCCCUCCCUCUCGCAAUCUCUUUCCCAGAGGCAGAGGUUUUAUUUUGGUUUUCGUUGCAGAAGAAGAAGCAGUUGCAGCAGCAACGACGACGGGACAGGCCGAAACAGAGGGCUUCCUUGCUUGCAGAUUCUUCUUCUAAUUUCUUCCGCCUGCCUGCCCGUAUUUCUUCUUCACAACAACAAUAUUCUCCGUUCCGAAUUUCAGUUUAUUCUAGAGAGAGAUCCAUCCGAUCCCGGCAGCAGAUCUCAUCCCAUCCGAUCUGAUCUGGUUUGAUAUUGUGGUCCUGAUUUGAGCACAAGUGAACAAAGGUUGGGGUGGGGGGUGCACUUAAAAGCAUGGAUGAAAUGGAGGGUGGAGCAGGAGCAGCAGCUGCAGCCGCAAGGUAUUGGUGUCACUUUUGCUCCCAAAUGGUGAACCCAGUCAUGGAAGUGGAGAUGAUCAAGUGCCCCCUUUGUGAAAGGGGAUUUGUUGAGGAAUUGGGCUCUGCCGUCUCCUCCCCCUCCGUGGAAAACAACAAUCCAUUCCCUGAUGAUUACUUCUUUGGAGGUGGUGAUGGGGGACCAGAAUUUGAAUCUGAUCGCGCCCUCUCCCUUUGGGCCCCAAUCUUGCUUGGCAUGAUGAGCAAUCCCCGACGGCGGAGAAGAUUCAGAAGGAGGCUAGAGUACGCGGAUGAAGAUGAUGAUGAGGAUGAUAGUGAGCGUAACAACAGCGUCCAGCAUGAGGGACAGACCGACCGGGAACUGGAAUCCAUCAUCCGCAGGAGGAGGAGCUCUGCGACCAUUCUCCAACUUCUCCAUGGUAUUAGAGCUGGGAUGCUAACUGAAUCAGACAACCCUGCAAGUGACAACAGGGAUGGGAAUGGUGAUACCGCUGAUAUUAGGGACAGAGAAAGGGUAAUUCUUAUCAACCCCUUCAAUCAAACUAUCAUUGUUCAGGGUGGUUCUUACGAGUCAACCAAUUCCCAGAAUCAGGGUCGCAAUCCUAUUGGUUCUCUGGGUGAUUAUUUUAUAGGUCCGGGCCUUGAUUUACUGCUGCAGCAUUUGGCAGAGAACGACCCCAACAGGUAUGGCACACCGCCAGCACAGAAGGAGGCGGUGGAAGCAAUGCCCACAGUGAAAGUGGAGGAGAAUUUGCAGUGUUCUGUUUGUUUGGAUGACUUUGAAAUCGGAAGUGAAGCGAAGGAGAUGCCUUGUAAGCAUAAGUUCCACUGUGGGUGUAUUAUCCCUUGGCUGGAGAUUCACAGUUCCUGUCCAGUUUGCAGGCAUCAGCUGCCUGCGGAUGAAUCGAAGCUGGAUUCUGAUGGUUUUAGGAACAAUAGCAACGGCGGCAGCAAUGACACUGGGGAGAGUAACAACAACGGAGGCAGUAGUAAUGGUGGUGGCAUGGGGGAAGAUGGGGGUGGGGAUUGGGAUGGGAGAAAUGGGAAUGGGAGACGGUUCUCCGUGCCUCUUCCGUGGCCUUUCAAUAUAUUUUCAUCCUCAGGCUCAGGGGGGGACGGGAAUAAUUCCUCAUCGACACCGUCGUCCUCCUCCUCAGCUGCAGCAGCAGCAAAUGCAUCGUCCAGAAAUGGUUCUCAAUCUCAUACAGAUGAGAAUUGAGUCUAAACAUAACUGUGGGUACUGGAAGCUAGCCCUUUCUGAUCUGUUGCGUGAAUCCCUCUUUUUUUAUCCUUGCUUAUUACAUAUGUACAUAUUUAUAUCUAUAUCUAUAUAUAUAUAUCUAUAUAACAUUGCAAGAGAACCACCAGAUUCUUGUACUUGGGUUGUAUGAGCACAUGUUUUUACAGAUUAUUGGUUGUAAUAUUUUAGUUAGUGAGCAGAAACAGCGAUGCUAUAUCAUAAAAAUGGCAGCCUGCAUGUGUGUUCGUUUUUCAACAUGACAUUAGUUGUGUUUUGGUUC